This is a messenger RNA of Ochotona curzoniae (black-lipped pika), 1558 nucleotides long. RefSeq names its product keratin, type I cytoskeletal 13. The transcript is spliced from 7 exons. Gene Ontology annotation, cellular component: keratin filament. Gene Ontology annotation, molecular function: structural molecule activity. The record is from RefSeq and is a predicted model, not a curated record. Lineage: Eukaryota; Metazoa; Chordata; Mammalia; Lagomorpha; Ochotonidae. Bases 42 to 1319 code for a protein of 425 amino acids.
CCCAGCUCCUGCUUGCACUUGCUCCCUCACUUGCUUGCACCAUGAGCUGUCGCCUGCAGAGCUCCUCCACCAGCUACGGUGGUGGUUUUGGGGGUGGCUCUUGCCAGCUGGGGGGAGGCCGCAGUGUCUCCACCUGUUCUACCCGCUUUGUGUCGGGAGGCUCAGCUGGUGGCUAUGGAGGUGGUGCAAGCUUCGGCUUUGGUUCUGGGGCUGGUAGUGGCUUCGGAGGUGGCUUUGGAGGUGGUUUCGGAGGUGGCUUCGGUGGUGGCUUUGGUGACUUCGGCGGUGCUGACGGUGGCCUCCUCUCUGGCAAUGAGAAGAUCACCAUGCAAAACCUCAACGAUCGCCUGGCUUCCUACCUGGACAAGGUGCGCGCUCUGGAGGAGGCCAAUGCUGACUUGGAGGUGAAGAUCCGCGACUGGUACCAGAGGCAGAGCCCGAGCAGCCCGGAGCGUGACUACAGCCCCUACUACAAGACCAUUGAGGAGCUGCGGGACAAGAUCCUGGCAGCUACCAUUGACAACAACCGGAUCAUCCUGGAGAUUGACAACGCCAGGCUGGCGGCUGAUGACUUCAGGCUCAAGUAUGAGAAUGAGCUGACCCUGCGCCAGAGCGUGGAGGCCGACAUCAACGGGCUACGCAGGGUGCUGGACGAGCUGACCCUGACCAAGACCGACCUGGAGAUGCAGAUCGAGAGCCUGAAAGAAGAGCUGGCUUACAUGAAGAAGAACCAUGAGGAUGAGAUGAAGGAGUUCAGCAACCAGGUGGUGGGCCAGGUCAACGUGGAGAUGGACGCCACCCCAGGUAUCGAUCUGACCCGUGUGCUGGCUGAGAUGAGGGAGCAGUACGAGGCCUUGGCAGAGAAGAACCGACGGGACGCGGAGGAAUGGUUCAACAGCAAGAGUGCUGAGCUCAACAAGGAGGUGUCGUCCAGCACUGCCAUGAUUCAGACCAGCAAGACAGAGAUCACUGAACUCAGGCGCACGCUGCAGGGUCUGGAGAUCGAGCUGCAGUCUCAGCUGAGCACGAAAGCCGGGCUGGAGAACACAGUGGCAGAGACGGAGUGCCGCUACGCCCUGCAGCUGCAGCAGAUCCAGGGGCUCAUCAGCAGCAUUGAGUCUCAGCUGAGCGAGCUGCGCAGUGAGAUGGAGUGCCAGAACCAGGAAUACAAGAUGCUCCUGGACAUCAAGACACGUCUGGAGCAGGAGAUCGCCACCUACCGCAGCCUGCUUGAGGGCCAGGAUGCCAGGAUGACCGGCACAGCCUCCUCCUCCUCCUCUGCAAGCCGUCGCGUCUCAGACACCACCCGCCGCUCCUAGACCAUUGGUCCAGUUGGCAUCCUCUCCCCCUUCUUCAGCAGCUGAAGGAGGAGCAAGCAGGUGGCUGCCUGUGGGAGGGGCCCACAGCACCUGUCCCUGACUUCCCCCUAGGCCAGCCCCUUGUACUCUUCUCUCUAUUGGAGUCCUCAUCCCCUGACCCAGCUACUCUGUGAUUUCACAACCUCUCUACAAAAAAGAAAAGAAAAUUCAAUAAACUUUCCUUCUUGUUUGCAAAUGUA